CGAACCCAUCAAAAACCCUUCAUUCUCUACGGCUCUCUCGCGCUGCUGGAAUUGGAGGAACAAUAAUUCCGGAAUUUAUUUCGUUUUCUUGCAUCGGAAGUGAUCAAUCACGGUCGUGUGCGUACGUGUGUGCGUGUGUGUGCUGAGUCAGCAGCGUUUGUUUCGGACCAAACGGCACCAGCCCAGCUUUAAGCCCAGUCGUCCCUGGUUCGUUUCCGUCAGUUCUGGUCGGUGUGCUGCUGCAAACCUUCCCCGUUUCCCGUUUCUCAUCCGGCUGUUCGGGUCGCUCUCUCGCUGGUCUGCUGGUUUGCAGACGAAGCAAAGUGACCGCCGCACAAUCUCGCUUCCUCCUUCUCCUCCACCUCCGCGCUGCUUCAACGUCGUCGGGUGGGGAGCGAAAAUCGACCAGCCUUUGUGGGCUAGAGAGUUUUGCCUUCCCUGCUUUUUGGCUGCCCCGUAGACUGUGCUGUGCCUCGGCUAACACAAUCGGAAAAGUGUACGCUUGGCACCGUCGUCGAAGCAGGAAGCAUCGCAAGAACACAGAGAGCCCGGCAGGGAGAGUGAAACGCAACAGUUAAUCCGUAUGGGAAACUAACAAGAUUUGGCUUUUAGUUGCCUUGACAGGCGCGCUGCAGUGCUGUGUGGUGUAUGAAAACGAAGUGGUGAAACAGUGACGCUGCGAAGUGAAUAGAAGAAAAAGGAUAAUAAUUGUGCGUGCGUGUGUUUGUGUGAGAGAGUGCGUGGAAAGCCCAAGCAGACGUACGGAGGUCGGUGGCACGGUGGCCUCUAAUUAGACACAACGGUUUCGAAAUGAAUACCCAUCUGCAAGGAUCAUCGCCCAGAUCGCCCGCACCGUCACCCGAUCCUGACGUUGACGAGGGUAGCUCGAAAAAGCAGGCAACAAGAGUAUUUAAGAAAAGUUCUUCGAAUGGCAAAAUCACCGUAUACUUGGGAAAACGUGACUUCGUCGACCACAUCACGCAUGUCGAUCCGAUAGAUGGUGUCGUGCUGAUAGAUCCCGACUAUGUGAAGGAGCGGAAAGUUUUCGGACACGUACUGGCCGCCUUCCGGUACGGGCGUGAGGAUCUGGACGUGCUGGGACUAACCUUCCGAAAGGACCUGUAUCUGGCAUCCGAACAGAUUUAUCCACCGCUGGAAACGGACCGGCCGCUCACCCGGCUCCAGGAGCGGCUGAUCCGGAAGCUGGGCGCGAACGCGUACCCGUUCUACUUCGAGGUGCCGCCCCACUGUCCGGCCUCGGUGUCGCUGCAGCCGGCCCCGGGCGAUACCGGGAAACCGUGCGGCGUGGACUACGAGCUCAAGGCCUUCGUCGGCGAGUCGCAGGAGGACAAACCGCACAAACGGAACUCGGUCCGGUUAGCGAUAAGGAAAAUCAUGUACGCACCCUCGAAGCUGGGCGAGCAGCCGUCGAUCGAGGUUAGCAAAGAGUACAUACUGAAACCAAAUAAAAUUCACCUCGAGGCGAGUCUGGACAAGGAGCUUUACCACCACGGCGAAAGCUUGUCGGUGAAUGUACAUAUAGCGAAUAAUUCAAGUAAAACGGUUAAGAAAAUCAAAGUGUCGGUCCGACAGUUUGCGGACAUCUGUCUCUUCUCGACGGCACAGUACAAGUGCACGGUAGCGGAGGUAGAAUCCGAAGAGUACUCCGUCGGGCCCGGCUUUACCCUAUCCAAAGUGUUCACCAUUAAACCGCUGCUUAAGCACAACAAACACAAACGAGGGCUCGCCCUGGACGGCCAGCUGAAGCACGAGGAUACGAAUCUAGCGUCCAGCACGAUAGACGGAUGCCAGGUUGCCCCCGGAUUCACGCUUUCGAAAGUGUUUACGCUGACGCCACUGCUGGCCAAUAAUAAAGACAAGUGGGGCCUGGCACUUGACGGGCAGCUGAAGCACGAGGACACCAAUCUGGCCUCGAGCACGCUGUCUCGCACACUGGUGGAUGGAAAAUAUAGAAUUGCUGACCCUUCACAACGAGAAAACCUGGGCAUUAUUGUGCAGUAUAAAGUAAAGGUUAAGCUGUGCAUCACUCCUCUCGGCGGAGAUUUGGUGGCGGAGCUACCGUUCAUACUCAUGCACCCGAAGCCGGACGAUGACGAACCCGUGAUAGGCGACCGGUCGCCCGGCCGAACAGUCAACAGUGCGGACCGAAAACACUCCUACCAGGCCGGUCACGAGAUGGGCUCGCACAGCAACAACGGGGACGCACACGCCUCCAAAGAGGACGGUCCCAAUCUAAUUCAGCUGGACGGAGACGACAAUGGUCCGGAUGAUGAUAUUAUAUUUGAGGAUUUCGCUCGAUUACGCUUGAAGGGCGCUGAAACAGAAGCUUAAGGAUUAACCGCGUUUGGACAGUUUCGUGCGACGGGCGUCGGCUGCUAACGUGUGUUGUAGUGUGCAUUUCCCGAGAAGUAACUUCUGCCGAGGGGAGGAUACACCGGUUGCCCUCAGUCAACAAAGGUGUGCGAGUUAUCGUGCACGCAUACACAAACACAAAGGCGCCACGCACUUACGCUACAAGCGCCAUUGGUCAAGGCAAAGGUCAAAGGUCGUUUGGUUAGCAGAACGUUAACAACAACAACAGCAAACAAACAAACAAACAAAAAUAUUAAGAACAAAAACGACCAACAGAGAUAAUUUAAGCUACGCCAAAGUAUCCAUAUUUGAUGUGUGUUUUUUCAAAAAACCGAUUGUCUAGCUCUUCCUCAACCAACUCCUAGACGCAACACCGCCACACACACACACACACACGCACAAACAGACACAAAGAUGCAUUUAACGCACACGGUUGAAGUGGCCGAGCAAAGCGGCAAAAAGAAAUUUGUCACUAAUAACGUUAAGGACCAAGAAUUCCGGCUUCAGCACGCUAGAUAAAUCUCCAUUACAAUGUUCCGCUGCUGCAUCCAUUUGCGUCCAUUUUGGGGGGCGUAAUAACUCCAUCUUUGCACUCUCCUUCCCUUUGGCGCAUCUUCCAGUCCUGCGACGGUGUGUUGCGUGCGUUCGGUACUCUGCCAGUACGGUCCACGUACAAUAGAAACACGCAUUUACGUUCUCCCAGAGAACAAUUAUCUUCCGAGCGUGUUGUGUGUUUGUGUGUCUGUAUGUGUGUGUGUGUGUGAGUGGUGUAAAUCAGUUAGCACCUAGCACGCGUGUUAGGCAGAUCAGAUUCAGCAGAUGGUAGAGCAAUUAUAGAAUGCAUGUACUUCAACUGCCAUCACACUGCGGAGGGAGAGUAAGAGAGAAGGAGAGAGAGAGAGAGAGAGAGAGAGAGAACGAAAGGAGAGAUUUUUGCACCUUCGCUUCCAUCUCUAAAUCCGAAUACAUUCAAAGCAACUGUUAGGUGUCAAAGAUAACGAUCCAUGAAGUCGUUUUUGAAAGAUACGUUUUUAAAUGAACGAUUCAUAUAUUUCUUUCUGUACACAUGGAGCCUAUUUUCAACGCUUUUUAGUUUUGUAUUUUUCCCUGACGAAGUUGUAUUAAAGCACAGAAAUGGUUUAUAUGUGGAAGAUUUUAUUAUAAUGUUUAUAUUACACGCAUAACUUGACCAGCAGCAGAGGACGGCACCAUAUUGCGCCGUCCCUGGGUGUGUAUAGAGCUGUUACAAAGAUAGGGCAAAAGCAAUGGUGUGUCACGCAAGGAGUGAGCUCCCCGCCCCGGUUUUGUGCAUUUAACCUGUGAACACUGUUCCAACUGUAGGUGGAUAAAAAUGUAACGACCACACGAUCGUUGCUGAAAGUACAUUGCAUAUGGUGUGGCAAAAGUUGCGGUGCGCGCGCACAGUCAUUAACGCAACCAUAUUACGGACGCGGAGCUUUGUUUUUUUUUUUACUACGCCAGGCACAUUUAGUUAGAAUUGUAAGUAACGUUGCGUUUAAAGGCUUGUUCCAUUGACACGAUGAGAGGAAGAGCCCGUUCGCUUGAUAUUUUAAAAGGCGCGCACAAAAAGCAAAAAAAAGCCCACCAUUUGGGGCCCCAGGAAUGUAUCGCUCAAGCUGCUCUCCGUUCGUAGUUCGCUAUUUUUCAAAAUUCCAGCAAACGCAAUACUUUUUUUUAAAUUUCAUUAUAAACGCAACUAAUAUAACUAGUUUGUUGUAGGUGAGAAAACACGCACACACACAUAACACACAGGAUGAAAAGAGAAAGUAUUUAUUGGAAUAAACACAGUAAAAAAAACAACGUGUUAGGUAGAAAUGUUCGAUGUGUAAGAGAUAUACUAUGCGAAAUAAACAACCGUCAACCAACGCCAACGCCAUUCCGCUCCUGACGUACAUUACCUUACCGCGCGCCCUCAAUAAAAGCACCUCACUGCAGCAGUCACACGUGCCGUUGCAUUACUGAGUGUAGAAUGAAAGGAAGCAGUAGCUUCAAUGUAAGGACAAAACAGACGCGCACAGACGCACACGCGCAGCAUUUAACAAUUCGUUCUUUCUUGUGUGUCCUUCGAGGCUCGUGCGCAGGGCGUACGUUGACGUUUUUUGUGUCGUUCAACAGAGAAAUUGCUCCUCCCGAAAAACACACACGAAACACGAAACGGGUUGUCGGGCGAAGAAUGUCUGAUUAAAUGCAGGGAUUGUUUAGAUUAAUUCCGUACCGCCUCCCCGAUUUCAGGUGGUUUGGAAAAUAGAGAAGCACAGAAGAUAGCCUCAGUACCCUCUCUCUUUCUCUCUGUUACAUGUAAAACGUGUGAUCGAUUUUAUGGGAACCUUUUCGCUUGCCUUUGACUGAUCGAAACGAUCGAGAAUUUAAGUGUAAGCUGUGCACUACUGUCCGACAACCCGCGAGGAUACGAGCGCACUAGACAGGGAGCUGUUUUUUUUUUAAAUAGUUUUCUACACAACACACACAACAACACUCUGUCUCACUUUCUCUCCCUCUCUCUCUCUCUUACAUGUGAUCGUAUUCAUCACAAUUUGUACAAUUCGCCCGCGCUCUGCUGCCCGCGGGGGAGAACAUUUUUCCAAGUGGCAUUAAGGUGGCAACAGAAGCCGAAGACGCAGGCAGAUGAUUCGUAACCGUUUUAGAUAACUGUAGCAUGUAGAACACAAAACGAAAAGCAUAAACGGGAUGAUUUCCACAACCCCCCCCCCCUCCUACCCCUGUUCCCUUUUCUUUUCGGUUACUCAUUGUCUUUGGUGUGGAUGCGCUUGUUGUUCUGUGUAUGUUUCGGUAGUUUUGUACCACCUGAUGUGCAUAGUGUUUAUGUGUGUUUGUGUGCAUGCUUGUACGCGGGCGAACAGUGUUUUAAAUGUAAUUAUUGACACAAUCAUAACCCGUUCUAAAAAGGAACAAAAAAAAACAUCGACGAAUAAUCGACACGGAAAGAGUGUGGAAGUGUGGCAACAACACCAACUCCCCCGCAUACACAACACGCAGAGCAAAAAUACACGAAAUACAGUUUACAUGUCAAUGUUUGCCGGAUUACAAUUUUCGAAUUGAAACAGUUAUAUAAAUCUAACGUUGUAGAUAUGUACUAAACAAAAUACACACACAAUUUACCAUUUUCUACACUCCUUAACCGGGUCAUCAGUGUCCAGGAAGAAGGCAUGGUGUUAGGGUGUAAGGAAAUCUAGGCAGUAAGAUGGAAACUUCAGUCAUGUUUAACAGAGGUGUUGAAAUUGCGUUGAUACUGCUAGCAUUGCAUGCCAGGUGUAUUUUAUUGAAGCACAUUUUCCAUGCUGGUAUGUAAAUGUAUUAUAAAUAUGAUAGCUUAUGUUGCGUAUUUGUGAAUAUUUAUUUGAAAUGCAAUUAACCAACUAUAGGCGAAUCUUGCUUUAAAAAGUAUUACACAAUCCCGUUUUUUUUUUUAAAAAGAUACGCUAAUGCAAGCACGUACAAUUUUCCUAGCGAAUCGUCGAUGCAGAAGAAGAUACCAGGCCCGUUCGAAUCGUUCUCGCGAAUCUAAAAGCCUGACGAAAUAACAAAAUUGUGUACCUUUCGCAUUUUUAAAACCGAAUGACAAUACUUACUCAUAGUUUUCGGUCACACUGAGAAGGGCAGACGGCAGUGUCUGUUUUUGGAAAUCUUAAAGAGCUCCUGGGGGAGUUUGGUUUUACGUUCGAGGUUGCGUUUUGUAUUGAUUGAAGAGUUAAGAUUGCUUUAAUCUGUUCAGGGUGCAUGUGCACAGUUUCAUGAAAAAUCGUUUCGUUGUAGUCCAAAUUGACAAAAAUUGUACAACGGCUAAUUGGAAUUGUGUAAUAGAAGAAAACUAAACAAAAAAAAAACAA
Molecule: messenger RNA, 6242 nt
Organism: Anopheles gambiae (African malaria mosquito)
Lineage: Eukaryota; Metazoa; Arthropoda; Insecta; Diptera; Culicidae
Gene: krz
Product: arrestin red cell
Exons: 12
Coding region: 811-2352 (513 amino acids)
Biological process (GO): G protein-coupled receptor internalization; signal transduction
Cellular component (GO): cytoplasm
Molecular function (GO): G protein-coupled receptor binding
Source: RefSeq, a predicted model, not a curated record